Leopardus geoffroyi (Geoffroy's cat) is the source of this 1098-nucleotide messenger RNA. RefSeq lists its product as uncharacterized. Bases 414 to 1061 code for a protein of 215 amino acids. Lineage: Eukaryota; Metazoa; Chordata; Mammalia; Carnivora; Felidae. The transcript has 2 exons. The record is from RefSeq and is a predicted model, not a curated record.
CCUGAUGGCGCCCCUACAAGUAGAUGCCCCAAGGACCCCACUGUGCAGACCGGUGACCGGGGGCCCCGGGAGGCACAAUGCAGGGUCCCAGCACUGUUCAGGGGGAAAACCCAGGUCUGAACCCAGCUCUGUGGCCCCAAAGCCGCGGCACCGGCUGCACCAGGCCUCGCGGGGACGGGUCUGGGCUGUGUUGGUGUCACUGUAGGGACAGGGCAUGGGGUGGAGGGGAGCCCUUUGCAGCCUGGGAGGGGCUCUUGUAGGAGCAGGAAGCCGGGUAAGGGGACCCCAGGAAGUGACCUCACCUCCCUGGUCACAGAGCCCAACAGAACUCUGAACCCAGGUCACCAGGCACCCACGUUCUGGAGACAGCGCCCGACUGGGCUCAUUCGUUGGGACACCUUCGCCUGACGAACAUGUUCUCCUGUUGUGUGCCCGUGUCCCGCGGCUGCAGGCUCAGGGGAGCCCGCGGCGGCGACGCUUCCCGACCCUGCAGACAGUGGGUCAGGUCGUGCACAGGACGCCUCAGGUCUCUAGCUCGCAGGGACCCAAAGAAAUCAACCGAUGAAAUCGGGAAACGAUUGGCGGAAUCCCGAUUCACCUGCCCUACAGAGUUGCGCGUGUGCCCCGUCGCCCAGGAGGGCCACGCUGGACCCGUGGAGAGAGUGGCUGCAGUGAGGUUUUGGGAAGCAGGGCCUGGAGUUGGCCUGGGAAGGCCUCCUCCAGCGCCCCGGCCCCGCCGUAAGGUCUUCGUUCACCGGUCCUGGGACCAGUACUUGGAGUCCCCGGAGUCAGAGCCCGAGGGUGAGAAGGCUGGGGGUAGGCGAUGGGGGUGCACGGGGCCCGGGUGGUGCGGGGCCACCCUGGGAGGAGCCCCCGGGGGCUGGUGUGGGGCCAGGAGCGGACUGAGAGCCCCGGGCUGCGGACUGCAGGGCGCAGAGGUCCUCGUGUGGGCUCCUGGCCGCGGCUUCUCGGGGAGGCUCCGGGGUGAGUUGUGUCUCUGCAAAGGCCCCUGGAGAGGCCGGCGCUCGGUGGGUGGGGGACCUUCCCUCCUCUCACCCUGAGGCCUUGGAGCCGCUGCAACCAUCACUCUGUUUUCUU